AUGUCGGACUCUGCCCUCUCGCUUGCACAUCUGUACUGUGAGUUUGCCGACGUUGUCCUUCCAUCGACGGUCCACGACGGCCCCUACCGGGUGCGCAUCCAUACGAACGCGGCUCAAACCAGUGCGCUGAUCUGGCUCGAGUCCAAAACGACCAAGCAACAAUGGCAAUGCGUGAUCGAGGAUUUUGCAACGCACAUGGAAACGACGUAUGCGCUUCCGAAUGCCAUUCUCUUGGCCGCUAUCAAGAACGGACUCGCUACCGUGGACAGAACAUCGCCAAUGGCGUUCAGCGAUGUCGUGGCGACGCCAGCUAGCUCAAUUACUCUCGGUGCGAAGCACGGUGCCUUGACGCUGGGGAUUGCGGUCCAAAUCUUGCCCGAGUGGACAACGUCCUACAGCUUUGCGAUGACGCCGAAGAAAGUCGAUGUCGUCGACAUCUUGGAGGCUCGCAUCCGCGACCUUCAAGAAAUAAUCACCCGGCGACGUGUUGCGUUCUGCACCGUCACAUCGGUCACGAGCAGAUCGAGCGACCCAUGCGCGUGGACAGUAAAAGACGCAGAGCAGGCUGCGGCGCUCAUUCACCUCAAAGACGAUGACCAGAGCGUUGUCGUCCUCGAGUCUGGCGUGUACACCAUUCACUGUGUUGGUGAGGUGAGCGGGACAAUGUCCUCGUCGAUGUCCCUCGACAUCAAUUCGAUUCGCGCCCACAACACGUCGUUCACGAACAAUGUGAAUUCAAGCCAUAACCUCGCCAUCACCCAUGUGGCACAUCUGGAUGCGGGCGCGAGCAUCCGGCUUGGUGCUCUCGCUCAAUGGUACGCAAGCCCUGUGUCGAUGACGAUAUUCCUGCACGAACGUGACAACAUGUUCUAA
Messenger RNA from Saprolegnia diclina VS20, 873 nucleotides. RefSeq lists its product as hypothetical. The record is from RefSeq and is a predicted model, not a curated record. The coding region runs from base 1 to 873 and encodes 290 amino acids. The transcript has 3 exons. NCBI's taxonomy places the organism in Eukaryota, Oomycota, Saprolegniomycetes, Saprolegniales, Saprolegniaceae.